CAGGGCAACCCAGUUCUGGUGUCUGGCAGUGAAUUAAACAGCCACCAUGUCAAGCAAAAAGGCAAAGACCAAGACUACCAAGAAGCGCCCUCAGCGCGCAACAUCCAAUGUGUUUGCCAUGUUUGACCAGUUACAGAUUCAAGAGUUCAAAGAGGCCUUCAACAUGAUUGAUCAGAAUAGAGAUGGCUUCAUCGACAAGGAAGAUCUGCAUGAUAUGCUUGCUUCUCUUGUGAAGAAUCCAACUGAUUCAUACCUCGAUGCCAUGACGAAUGAGGCCCCAGGCCCCAUCAAUUUUGCCAUGUUCCUUACGAUGUUUGGGGAGAAGCUAAAUGGGACAGAUCCGGAAGAUGUCAUCAGAAAUGCUUUCACUUGCUUUGAUGAAGAAGCAACAGGGGCUGUGGAAGAUCAUUAUUUGAGAGGUGCUCCUUUUCAAAUGAUGCAUUUUAAACUUGAUUCCCACUGA
This is a messenger RNA of Chrysochloris asiatica (Cape golden mole), 463 nucleotides long. Its product is annotated as myosin regulatory light chain 12B-like. Gene Ontology annotation, molecular function: calcium ion binding. Gene Ontology annotation, cellular component: cytoplasm; stress fiber; myofibril. The coding region runs from base 47 to 463 and encodes 138 amino acids. The transcript has 2 exons. NCBI's taxonomy places the organism in Eukaryota, Metazoa, Chordata, Mammalia, Afrosoricida, Chrysochloridae. The record is from RefSeq and is a predicted model, not a curated record.